Molecule: messenger RNA, 696 nt
Organism: Vigna unguiculata (cowpea)
Lineage: Eukaryota; Viridiplantae; Streptophyta; Magnoliopsida; Fabales; Fabaceae
Biological process (GO): nitrate import; regulation of root development; regulation of leaf morphogenesis
Cellular component (GO): extracellular region
Molecular function (GO): hormone activity
Source: RefSeq, a predicted model, not a curated record
AUCUAAAAUAACUCUACAACAGAACCUCUCUCACUCUUUUCACAGCUCAAUGGCCAAUUUGAAGCACGUGUUCAUGAUCACUUGUGUUCUUCUAUGCUUGGUUUUCCUGAAUGGAAUUGCUUCAGCUAAGGCGAGGGCACUGAAAAAGGAGCACGUGUACGAAAUGGGUGCAGUGGAAGACAACAUUAAUCUCCUGUGGCGGCGCCGCAUGAUCGAAAACGCCGCAACAGCGAGAACAAGAACCUUAGAUUCUCCGAAUAAUGCUGGUGGAUCCGACAACUGGAUCGAUGAUUUCCGACCAACGGAUCCUGGUCACAGCCCUGGAGCUGGUCAUUCUUCCCCUACACCAAAGCAAGCUUCUAACAAUGGUGCCCCAAGGCCAUAGGAGUAUAUAUAUCAUUAUUCUCCUGCAUAUAUAAAAUUAUUAAUAUUAUAUUAUAUAUAUAAUGUUCAUGCAUUUAUAUUAAUAUUGCAGUAUUUAUUAUUAUGCAAUUAAUGUGGCUGAUGAAUAUUAGUCAUGUCACAGAAGAUGUAGUUUCGAUGCUUUGUGUGUGUACUAUGUAAAUUAUGUCCCUAUUGUUUGGAAAAGCAGUAGUGUUGCUGCUAUAUAUAGGUCUUCUCAGCUGAAUAUUUAUGUAAACAUAACAUAUGUGAUGUGUUAUCAAUAUUGUGUUCCCACUUCUUGGUGCAGUUUCA